Molecule: messenger RNA, 768 nt
Organism: Magallana angulata
Lineage: Eukaryota; Metazoa; Mollusca; Bivalvia; Ostreida; Ostreidae
Exons: 4
Coding region: 61-573 (170 amino acids)
Source: RefSeq, a predicted model, not a curated record
GAUUUGAGAAUUUUGAAAUAGUUCAUUGCUUAGAUAUCCAUGUAAAUAGACUGAGUUUUAAUGACACCGUUUGCAAUUGUGUUAAAGUCACUGACCAAAAUGACGGCGAUUCCAGCAGCCCCGAGUCUUGGGAUGUUUCUGUGUUUACUGUUUGCAAAUAUUCGGAGCACGGUCGGCGUCUACUGCUACUACUCGUACACCUACUCCUACUACUACUGCAACUAUACCUACUCCUCCGAUGUGAGCGUGGACGUGAUAGGUGGCGCUGUGGCGGGGGUCAUCAUAUUCGCCAUCAUCGUAUUUGUGGUGAUCGCGAUCUUCUGUAAGAAGAAGGUGGUCACUAGAGGGCGUGUGACAAACAUUACCCCGGCAACCACCGUCACCACCAUUCAACCGCCACCACCCCAAGGAGGAUUCAAUCAACCACCGCCUCCCUCUUUUGGAGGAGGUAACCCAGCGUACCCACCCGGCCAGUACCCUCCCCCACCCCCUGCCUAUGGAACUGGAGCUUAUCCACCCCCGGGCGGAAGUUACCCACCCCCGGGCGGGAACUUUCCACCUCCAAAAUACUAACAUCCUGCUGUGAAAUAAACUACACGUGUAGUUACAUGUAUGUGCGUCUUUUGACAAGAACUUUAAACUCGAGUGACAGACAGUGCUGUGUUUUUCUCCUUAAUUAACCUUGCAUAUGUAACUUGUGUUUCUAUGAUUGUAAUUUCAAUCACUACUUUAUCUUUAUGCAAACAUGAAAUAAAAUGAUUUACUUAU